Messenger RNA from Leptosomus discolor (cuckoo roller), 816 nucleotides. Its product is annotated as tubulin alpha-1C chain. Lineage: Eukaryota; Metazoa; Chordata; Aves; Leptosomiformes; Leptosomidae. Gene Ontology annotation, cellular component: microtubule. The record is from RefSeq and is a predicted model, not a curated record. Gene Ontology annotation, molecular function: structural constituent of cytoskeleton; GTP binding. Gene Ontology annotation, biological process: microtubule-based process.
CCAGCUCAGUUCUCUCCCAGCAGCCAUAGGGAGUGUAUUUCUGUCCACGUUGGCCAGGCUGGUGUCCAGAUGGGCAACUCCUGUUGGGAACUGUAUUGCCUGGAGCAUGGGAUCGAGCCAGAUGGCAUCAUCUCCUCCAGCACAACUUCAGGGCGAGCUGACUCUUCCUUUGGGACCUUCUUCAGUGAGACAGGAUCAGGGAAGUAUGUCCCCAGAGCAAUAUUUGUGGACCUGGAGCCCUCUGUCAUUGAUGAGAUCAAGACUGGGACCUACCGCACACUCUUCCACCCGGAGCAGCUCAUCAGUGGCAAAGAAGAUGCUGCCAACAACUAUGCUCGAGGCCACUACACCAUUGGGAAGGAGAUCAUCGACUCUGUUGUUGACAGGGCUCGGAAAAUGACUGACCAGUGCAGUGGCCUCCAAGGAUUCCUGGUCUUCCACAGCUUUGGGGGAGGCACAGGCUCCGGGUUCACCUCCCUCCUCAUGGAGAGGCUCUCCGUGGAGUACAGCAAGAAAUCCAAGCUGGAGUUCUCUGUGUACCCAGCCCCACAGGUCUCCACAGCGGUGGUGGAGCCCUACAACUCCAUCCUCACCACUCAUACCACCCUGGAGCACUCAGACUGCUCCUUCAUGGUGGACAACGAAGCCAUCUAUGACAUCUGCAACCGCAACCUGGACAUCGAGCGUCCCACCUACACCAACCUCAACAGGCUGAUUGGGCAGAUUGUCUCCUCCAUCACCGCCUCCUUGAGAUUUGAUGGUGCUCUGAAUGUUGACCUGACUGAGUUUCAGACCAACCUGGUGCCCUACCCACGG